AUGUCUUCCAACAGAGCUACCGAGAACGCCAGUUCUGAAGAAACAAGACAGGGCGAAUUCAAAGGCGUCGGUUACGUGGUGGAAGAAGAGAUCUACCAAGCAAAUUUGCCCCUUGAGGAGCUUGUUUUGGACCCACGCCUGCGAUCCCCGAAGAGCAAACAACUGAUGAAUACCCCGCCCCUGGUCACCAUCCAUGUUGGGCGUGAGGCCAAGAUGUUUUCUGUCCACAACGCCAUCCUGGAACAGAGAACUACCAAUGUCAACAAUCCGGCAGAGGACGACCCACAAGCAAUGUGGUGUCUCAUCCGAUUCCUCUACACCAACAGUCUCCCCUACAAGGACGUGGGCGAAGCCAGCUGUGACGGGCCCUUCUGGAUCAGGUCUUCUUCCUGCAUUAUCGCACUGUGGAUGCUGGCAGACAAAUAUCACGUCCAGUGGCUGCGCCAUGAAAUGGUCGACGUCUGCCUCGCGGCAGCGCCGAACACAACCGAUGUGAAGGAACGCCAUUUCGAGGAAUUGAGGGAGCUAGGACUGUACGAUACUGCAAUCUGGGACCUUUUUGCGGAUAUCCGCCAGCCUCGUCAACUCCGAUGUAUUGGACAAGCCGUGGUGCCGCACCAGACAGCAGCACGCCAGUAUGAUUACAUGAAAUGGAGUCGAAAUUCUGUCGUCGAACCAAGCAACCGAUACGGCAGUCAGAUCAUAUCAAAUCCACGAAAAUUAUUCCUUGAGGAGUUUCUUCAUCAAUCGUCUUACUUGACGUGA
Messenger RNA from Exophiala bonariae, 765 nucleotides. RefSeq lists its product as uncharacterized. Bases 1 to 765 code for a protein of 254 amino acids. The record is from RefSeq and is a predicted model, not a curated record. The transcript is spliced from 3 exons. Lineage: Eukaryota; Fungi; Ascomycota; Eurotiomycetes; Chaetothyriales; Herpotrichiellaceae.